This is a messenger RNA of Echinops telfairi (small Madagascar hedgehog), 1955 nucleotides long. RefSeq names its product WW domain-binding protein 11-like. Lineage: Eukaryota; Metazoa; Chordata; Mammalia; Afrosoricida; Tenrecidae. The record is from RefSeq and is a predicted model, not a curated record. Gene Ontology annotation, cellular component: spliceosomal complex. Gene Ontology annotation, biological process: mRNA cis splicing, via spliceosome.
GGAGGGUUUUGUCUUCUCUUGUUUUUAAGUAAAAACAAAAGAUUGUCAUCAUGGGGCGGAGAUCUACAUCAUCCACCAAGAGUGGAAAAUUUAUGAGUCCCACAGACCAGGCUCGAAAGGAAGCCCGGAAGAGAGAAUUGAAAAAGAACAAAAAAAAACAAUGCAUGAUGGUACGAGCUGCAGUUUUGAAGAUGAAGGAUCCCAAAGAGAUUAUCCGGGACAUGGAGAAAUUAGAUGAAAUGGAGUUUAAUCCAGUGCAACAGCCGCAGUUAAAUGAGAAGGUGUUGGAAGACAAGCGUAAAAAGCUCCGUGAAACCUUUGAAUGUAUUCUACGGCUCUAUGAAAAGGAGAAUCCGGAUAUUUACAAAGAAUUGAGAAAGCUGGAAGUAGAAUAUGAACAGAAGAGGGCCCAACUUAGCCAAUAUUUUGAUGCUGUUAAGAAUGCUCAACAUGUGGAAGCUGGGAGUAUUUCUUUGCCAGAUAUGCCCCAUGCUCCUUCCAACAUCUUGAUCCAGGACAUUCCAUUUCCUUGUGCUCAGCCACCCUCCGUCCUUAUGAAGACUUCAGCCUAUGGACCUCCAACCCGGGCAGUUUAAAUACUUCCUCUUCUUGGACAUGGUUUUCCAAGAUUGCCCCCUGGCAGAAAAUCUCCUGGUCCUCCUCCAGGACCCCCUCCUCAAGUCUUGCAGAUGUAUGGCCGUAAAGUGGGCUUUGCUCUAGAUCUAACCUCUAGGAGGCGUGAUGAAGAUAUGUCAUAUAGUCCCGACCCUGCUCAGAGAGGUCAUGAUGUUUCUAGCACCAGUGAAGAUGAUGGCUAUCCUGAGGAUAUGGACCAAGAUAAGCAUGAUGACGGCACUGAUGACAGUGAUACUGACAGAUCGGAUGGAGAAAGUGAGGGGGGUGAAUUUGUGCAUCGGGAUGGUAAUGAGAGAGACAACAAUGAGGAAAAAAAGUCAGGGCUGAGUGUACGAUUUGCAGAUAUGCCUGGAAAAUCAAGGAAGAAAAAGAAGAACAUGAAGGAGCUGACCCCUCUUCAAGCUAUGAUGCUUUGGAUGGCAAGUCAGGACAUUCCUGAGGAGGGACGAGAACUAGAGGAAUUUUCAGAAGAUGACGAUGAAGAUGGUUCUGAAGCAGAUAAACAAUCACAAAAACAACAUAAAGAGGAAUCUCUUUCUGAUGGCACAGCUACCGGUUCUUCACAACAGCAGGCGCCUCCCCAGUCUGCUCCUCCUUCUCAGAUGCAAGCACCUCCAAUGCCAGGACCACCACCUCUAGGACCACCGCCUGCUCCACCUUUAAGGCCACCGGGACCACCUACAGGCCUUCCUCCUGGACCACCACCAGGGGCUCCUCCAUUCCUGAGACCACCUGGAAUGCCAGGACUUCGAGGGCCUUUACGACUUUUACCUCCAGGACCACCCCCUGGGCGCCCUCAGGGCCCCCCGCCAGGCCCUCCUCCAGGUCUGCCUCCUGGCCCCCCUCCUCGAGGUCCUCCACCAAGGCUGCCUCCCCCUGCACCUCCAGGUAUCCCUCCAACUGGUCCUGGCAUGAUGCGCCCACCUUUGGUGCCUCCACUUGGACCUGCCCCACCUGCUUUCCCACCGGCUCCUUUACCAAGCCCUGGGGUUUUGAGUGCCCCACCCAACUUGAUUCAGCGGCCCAAGGCGGAUGAUCCAAGUGCAGCCACCAUUGAGAAGAAAGCGACCGCAACCCUCAGUGCCAAGCCACAGAUCACCAAUCCCAAAGCGGAGAUCACUCGAUUUGUGCCCACUGCGCUGAGAGUCCGUCGGGAGAGCAAAGGGGCUCCUGCCGCUCCCCAAAGGAAGUCAGAGGAUGAUUCUGCUGCACCUCUUGCCAAAGCAGCCCCCAAAUCCGGUCCUUCUGUUCCCGUUUCCGUACAAACUAAGGAUGAUGUACAUGAAGCUUUCAUGAACGAGAUGGAAGAGCUACUGUGA